This is a messenger RNA of Rhizopus microsporus ATCC 52813, 543 nucleotides long. RefSeq lists its product as uncharacterized. The transcript has 7 exons. Gene Ontology annotation, cellular component: nucleus. Gene Ontology annotation, biological process: positive regulation of DNA-templated transcription. Bases 1 to 543 code for a protein of 180 amino acids. The record is from RefSeq and is a predicted model, not a curated record. NCBI's taxonomy places the organism in Eukaryota, Fungi, Mucoromycota, Mucoromycetes, Mucorales, Rhizopodaceae. Gene Ontology annotation, molecular function: chromatin DNA binding; transcription coactivator activity.
AUGAGCAUAAAUUGUGUCAUGUUGACUCAAGAUGGCAAGGCGCCUGUACCUUUGCCACAGGAAAAGAUGUUCUUUACACAACCAGACGUCAAGCUUAUCUUGGAUUGUAACGAUGAAGCAGGCUAUCCUGGAAACACUGGAGGGCACUAUGAGUCCAGUCGUGGUACUGUCGUCUUGACAAAUCAAAGAAUUGUUUAUCUUGUAGAUAAGCCUACACCAGGUUUUCAAAACUUGAAUGUUCCCAUAUUAAACUUUAAACAAUGGAGACUGGAACAACCUUGGUUUGGGGCAAACUAUGUAGCAGGCACUGUUUUACCUGUUCCAGGAGGUGGAUUAACAAGAGCAAGCCAACUUAAGCUCACUUUUGCAGAAGGAGGUGCCAUUGAAUUUGCGGAUAUUUUGCGUAAUUUAUUGGAAAGGAUGGGAGAAACAAAUGAAAUACCCAGAGAGUAUGAACCAUUACCUGAAUACCCAGCACCACCAGUAGCAUCAUCAUCAGAACAAGAUGGUGAUUUGCCUCCUCCUCCUGCAUAUUCCGCAUAA